AAGGAAUAUCCGAAUUUCCGCGUGGCAAAGCUAGGAGUAUAAAUAAGAGGUAGUGAAGUAAGCUGAUAAUAAUAUUGGUGGUGGCAGAGUAGAAUAGCAGAUGGCGAUGGUUUCCAUGGCAUUCGGUGUCAGCACUGCGACUUUUCCGAAUCUAAACAGGUGUCGUGGAGUGGCAUAUGCAAGUUUGAGCAACAAAGCAAGUACUACAUCUUUGGGAGUGCGAGUUACAGAGGGAGAGGGGAAUUUGCCGAAGCUUGUUCUCACUUCCCCGGCCGGUAGUGAGGCUGAGAUAUACCUGUUUGGAGGUUGCAUUACUUCUUGGAAAGUUCCCAGUGGUAAGGACCUCCUCUUUGUUCGCCCUGACGCUGUUUUCAAUGGGAACAAACCCAUAAGUGGAGGUGUUCCGCAUUGUUUUCCACAGUUUGGUCCUGGUCCAAUUCAGCAGCACGGGUUUGCACGGAAUAUGGAUUGGACUGUUGUCGAUUCUGAAAACACAGAAGGAAAUCCUGUUGUAACUCUGGAGCUGAAGGAUGCUCCUUAUAGUCGUGCUAUGUGGGAUUUCAGCUUCCAUGCUUUAUUCAAGGUCACACUAAAUGCUAAAAGUCUUGCGACUGAGCUAACAGUUAAAAAUACAGACAAUAAAGCAUUCUCAUUUAGUACUGCCUUGCACACUUAUUUUCGAGCUUCUGCAAGUAACGCAUCGGUAAAGGGGUUGAAAGGUUGCAAAACUCUGAACAAAGAUCCAGAUCCUAAAAAUCCAGUGGAGGGUAAGGAAGAAAGGGAUGUUGUCACUUUCCCUGGAUUUGUAGAUUGUGUUUAUCUUGAUGCUUCCAGUGAGUUGCAACUUGACAAUGGUUUGGGUGAUCUAAUAUCUAUCAAGAACACAAAUUGGUCAGAUGCUGUGUUGUGGAAUCCUUACCUUCAAAUGGAAGCAUGUUACAAAGAUUUUGUUUGCGUUGAAAAUGCUAAGAUUGGAAGUGUCCAGCUAGAGCCAGAACAAACUUGGACAGCUGUGCAGCACCUUAGCAUAGCUUGAACUGUAAAUGUGUUUCUACAUCAGCAAUUAUUUUUGUCAUAUUUGAUACCCCAACAAAUAUGUAUCUUCUGUAUUAAUAAUUUUCUAUGCCACUACUGUCGAGGGAAGGAUAGUGUACAAGAGUUAAACCUCAUUACAUUCGUAACAUUAUCGUAACAACAAUAAGGAAUAAUAAUUUUCUUUUAUAUUCUCAA
Molecule: messenger RNA, 1230 nt
Organism: Glycine soja
Lineage: Eukaryota; Viridiplantae; Streptophyta; Magnoliopsida; Fabales; Fabaceae
Product: putative glucose-6-phosphate 1-epimerase
Exons: 10
Coding region: 101-1036 (311 amino acids)
Biological process (GO): carbohydrate metabolic process
Molecular function (GO): isomerase activity; carbohydrate binding
Source: RefSeq, a predicted model, not a curated record